Messenger RNA from Microplitis mediator, 1372 nucleotides. RefSeq lists its product as uncharacterized. The record is from RefSeq and is a predicted model, not a curated record. The coding region runs from base 130 to 1080 and encodes 316 amino acids. Lineage: Eukaryota; Metazoa; Arthropoda; Insecta; Hymenoptera; Braconidae. The transcript has 2 exons.
ACAAAAUCACAAAGCCCACAGAGCUAGUCUGUGAACUUGCCACGCUAAUUUGUGUGCCAUCUCAUCACCGAUAAUUCUUUUUCUAUUUUAAAUUCGUACAUCUACGUGCACGCAUUUAACUCGACCAUCAUGGCAGAAACAACUUUCACAGUCGCCUUGAAAUUCAUCUUAUUGAUAGUCGUAACCAUUUUCGCCUCUACUAUUGCGGAUAGUGAGAGUGAUACUAGCAGUUUUAAGCAUGACGCAAACCGUACAGGUGAUACUUACAACACUACUACUAGAACUAAAAGUGGUAUUGUCACCGAUUAUUAUGACAAAUCUGAAAAGGAUUCUGGUGAUAAAUAUAACAAGACUGAUGCAUUCACUAGUAAAGAUGGUAUUGCAACUGUUACAGUGCACUUCACAAGAUCGAAUAAAACGAUUUCAAAGAAUAACCACACUCAAGUAGCUGAUAAUUACGAUGGGACUGUUAGAAUCGAUCAGCUCUUAACAGAUAUAACUAAUAAUGUAACUGUCGCCAAUCAGACGAAUGUAAUUACAAAACCAUGUGGUACUGUUAAUAUUGAAGAGAUAACUAAAACUACAAACAAAACUGUGACUGUUAUCGACCACUCUGAUUCCAUGACAUAUACCGAUCGUGCUGCUUCUAUUAACGAAACACGCACUAUUAGAGAUCAUGUUACGACGACUACCAAUCAGACUGAUGUAACUACAGAUCUGAGCGGUUUUACUAUCGUUAAGCCUAGUGUUACGAUUACAAAUACUGAUGAGACUACUGUUUAUCAAACUGAUUCAACUAAAAACAAAGAUGGUACUGCUGAUAUAGAUCAAACUAUUACGACAACAAAAGAGGAUGGCACUACUGUUGAUCAUAUUGUUAAAAGGACAAGGCCCGAUGGUUCUACUUAUCUUGUUAGUAAUAUUUUCACUUAUGCGAACGGUAAUACUGUCGAUCGCACUAAAGUUCGGCCACAAAGACCUAAUCAACAGAGACCUAAUCAACAAAGACCUAAUCAACAAAGACCUAAUCAACAGAGACCUAAUCAACAGAGACCUAAUCAACGAACCUGCUCAAAAUAAUUUAAAGCAGUCGAAAAAAGUCGUCAUGAUACUCAGCUAUUCAGAAAUUUUGCAUCUAGCUUAAGUUAUUAACGAGACUUGAUAUUCAUUUUUAGAGAAACGUCUGAGAUUAUUUUUUUAACAGACCAUUGCUGAGGAAUUUAGCGGUAAAGUGAUCAGCCAUUCUCGUAAACAAAAUGGACAACUUAAAUUUUCGUAUGUACUGUUAGUAAAUAUUUGCAUGUAUUCUGACUUAUCAACUAUAACUGUUGUAUCAUUGGCGGUAAUAAAAUAUAUUUAUUAUAUUACUUUA